GAUAUGAAAUGAAAACGAAGAAUAUAUGAAAACUAUUACAGUUCAGUUGAACUUGGAACGUGGAGAAGUGCGGAAUAGGUUCUUUAAGGUAGUCCAAAGGGCAUUUCGGAAUAAUAUUAAUUCGAUGGCAACGACAAUGAUGGACGGACCAUCGAUCACAGAAAAUGCCAAACAAUUCGAGGGAAAACGUGAAACCGUAAAUGCACAGCAAGAAAAAGUUUGCACAAAGAGUAAGAAUGGAUGUAGUAAGCUUCCCGAGCCAUUCAAAGGUUAUGUGGAGACAUUCGUGGCGGGCUUGUACAUAAAUACAUUUAUGUAUUUACCAUUUAUUUUUUGGUUUUUAAAUGGAAUUCUUUUUAUUAAUGGAGGUUAUAUUGGAAAGACUAUAUUUUUACUACGACUAGCUUAUAUUUUUUCGCAACACAAAUCGAAUGCAUCGACAGUUCGUGGCAUUGGAGUACUUUCUAUGCGCACCAGUGUAAUGGCCGAUUAUUUACGAUCCUAUUUCCCAAUAGAAUUGGUUAAAACCGCGGAGUUGCCACCCAAUCGAAACUAUCUUAUUGCAAGUUUUCCCCAUGGCAUAAUUGGAACCGGUGUUACCCUCAACAUGGCUGUCAGCAUUGGAAAAUGGUUGGAACUGUUUCCCGGAAUUCGUCCAAAAACUGCCACAUUGGAUAUGUAUUUUCGUACACCUUUAAUGCGUGAAUUAUUGCGAGCAUGGGGCAUGGUUUCAUGUUCUAAAAAGGCACUACUGUUGCAACUGAAAAAGUCAUGCAAUCCUCAUCAUCCGCACAAUCUAGAUGGUUAUACAUCAAAUGCUGUUGCAUUAUUGGUGGGUGGAGCUCAUGAAGCCAUCGACUGUCAUCCUGGUUCGUAUGUAUUGACCUUGAAGAAACGCAAAGGUUUUGUGAAAAUUGCCAUUCAAUCGGGUUCCCCCAUUGUGCCGAGUUUUUCCUUUGGUGAAGUUGACAUUUUGGAUCAAAAAGACAAUCCUCCCGGUUCCAAGUUGAGAAAUUUCCAAUUAUCUGUUAAAAAUACAUUGGGCAUUGCACCUCUAAUUGUAACGGGUCGUGGUCUGUUGAAAAAUGGCAUAGGAUUGUUGCCACAUCGUAAACGUAUUGUUCAAGUUAUUGGUGCACCCAUCGAUGUUGAACAGAUGGAUAAUCCCGACGCCAAAUAUAUUGAUGAAAUUCAUCAAAAAUUCAUUGAUAAUAUUCAGGAAUUAUUUGAAAAAUAUAAAUAUGAAUAUUUGGAAAAUGCAGAAUCUGCAAAGCUUGUUAUAAACUAGCGAUAGUUUAUUGUGUUAUAAUAUUGUAAAUAAUUUUUGUAUAAAUAAAAUGUUUUAAUUUGUG
This is a messenger RNA of Musca domestica (house fly), 1352 nucleotides long. Its product is annotated as diacylglycerol O-acyltransferase 2. Gene Ontology annotation, biological process: triglyceride biosynthetic process. Lineage: Eukaryota; Metazoa; Arthropoda; Insecta; Diptera; Muscidae. Gene Ontology annotation, cellular component: endoplasmic reticulum membrane. Bases 26 to 1288 code for a protein of 420 amino acids. The transcript has 5 exons. The record is from RefSeq and is a predicted model, not a curated record. Gene Ontology annotation, molecular function: diacylglycerol O-acyltransferase activity.